AUGACACGUAUGGCAGAUUGUUCGGGGACACUAGAGACUCGACCAAGUGCAUUGUCCCCAACAAAGUUGCACCGUGGUUUUGAAUUGGUCACAUAUAGUGAAAUAGAGUACGAAGGUGACAAGUUCCCCAUCAACUCGGAGGCAACAGAUUCAAAUGGCAGCCCAAUUGAAGGCCGAGCAAACUCUUUCAUGAAUAUAUCUGCACACCAUAGUAGGGAUAAAAGAAAAACCAAGCACAUGAAGGGAAAAACAAAGAAGAAAAUGUUAGGUGCACGAGAGGUUUUGGUUUCCCUUGAGCAGAUGGAAAGUAAUCGGCCCUACCUCUUUGCCUUAUGGUUCCUAAAGGACAAAAACAAUCGGAACUCGUGCUGUGCUGCCAAGACACCUUACUUGAGAUUUAAAUUCAUCCAGUACUGUUUCGAGCGAGACAAUAUGUCCAUUAACCAUAUAUUCAUGGAGGAGUUUGCUCAGCCUUCGACUGGGCUACCACUUGAAUUUGUUGCCUCCGCGUUAAUGGGGAACUUGUCACCUCCCUAUUCUUCGUCGCUAUCUAUGCCCAAUUCAAAACCACGGUGCGACAACUUUGUUGGAGACAAUGCAUACUUGGUCGAAUCUCCAGUGUCCCCGGACAAUCUAUCGUACGUGUCAUAA
This is a messenger RNA of Fraxinus pennsylvanica, 651 nucleotides long. The record is from the annotation of a GenBank genome assembly. Lineage: Eukaryota; Viridiplantae; Streptophyta; Magnoliopsida; Lamiales; Oleaceae.